This is a messenger RNA of Penicillium oxalicum, 387 nucleotides long. Its product is annotated as Vps55 family protein. Gene Ontology annotation, biological process: late endosome to vacuole transport via multivesicular body sorting pathway. NCBI's taxonomy places the organism in Eukaryota, Fungi, Ascomycota, Eurotiomycetes, Eurotiales, Aspergillaceae. The transcript has 3 exons. The coding region runs from base 1 to 387 and encodes 128 amino acids. Gene Ontology annotation, cellular component: Vps55/Vps68 complex; endosome. The record is from RefSeq and is a predicted model, not a curated record.
AUGGCCGCUGGACUCAAGACUAUCAUCGCGCUCUCAUUUGUGCUCGCGAUCGGUUUUCUCCUCGUUAUCCUCUCAUCCGCUCUUUGGCACAAGUACUGGCCUUUGCUGGUUGUCGCCAUCUAUGUGGUGGCGCCACUCCCCAACUGGAUCUGUGGACGAUGCGCGAACCCGGAUGAUUUCAUGGACAGCUCGAGUAACUCGGCAAUGGACUUUGGGCGCUUCAUGACCGGAUUCUUGGUUUUGACUGGAAUUGCACUUCCCGUGGUUCUCGCACAUAGCGGAGCGAUCGAGGUGCCGGCCAUGGUCAUGUCGAUUGUUGGCGGCCUGUUGAUCUACGGUACUAUUAUUAGCUUCUCAAUGUUCUUCCAGGAGCAGGAGGAGUUCUGA